AUUUCAGAGAUGCGGGUGCUUUUCCAAACACCAAUAAAAACAUUUUGCGUUAACCACACCGACAUUUAUAUAUUGUUAUUUUACUGCAUGGGCUUUGCGAGUAACUGUACUGCCCUACAAAUAAUCUGGUAAUGUCCGUGGGUUUAAGCGGAGGUAGAAAACUAACUUGAGACCGCAGUACGGUACUGCGUUUAGCUCGACGACAUAAGCCGCUGGGAACGCGGUGUGCUCGCUCUAUUAGAUCAGCUCAGCUCCCACAUUGAGGUUAGUGAUUUUAGGGAUCCCAUCUUCGGACAGAUUUAUCUCCCACGACUGCUUUUUUAUUGGUAACCAGCUGUUCAAACUGUGACAACUAUAGGCACCCUGUUAGCCCGGCUAGCUAACAGUAACUGAGUCAGUUUUCUGCGUUUUUGAAGCGUUUUGCUGGCUAAAAAUAUCACUUCUGGCUCCCAUGCUCACUGCUGCGCUACUGAAAAGUGGCGGUGGGCUAGUUCACGUUUGACUUGGUUUUUGCUUUGUUUAUUUUUGGUGCGGUUGCCCCAGAGUUUGACGCUCUACAUGGUCACUACAGUGAAUUUGAGACGAGUGGAAGAGCGAGUCGGACCCCGAGGUUGUGAGCCGAGCUGGCCCGAACUGUCGUUACAUCGUACCGGCUGCUGGGCUUCGGGUCUCCGGGCGGACCACGCUCGGCUUUGGCUGAUUGGUGGCCGAAUAUCAUUUAGCAGUAAUGGCCUUAUUUUGUCAUCAGUAGUGAUAUAACAAACCUUGGUCCGGCCCAGAGAGACCUAACCUUUUGUUAAGGUCAGAGUAAACUCUUUGUUUCUACUUUCUGACACUGGCAACAGACUUGAUCUGUCCGGAGCAGAGACACCAUCAUCAUGUCAGAGGACAACAGUGACAAGUUCAUCAAGGAGACAUCAAUUCUGGAUGAAUAUAGCAUAAACUGGACACAAAAGUUGGGAGCUGGAAUCAGCGGACCUGUCAGAGUGUGUGUAAAGAAGUCGACUCAGGAACGCCUGGCUCUAAAAAUCCUCAUUGAUCGCCCCAAGGCCAGAAAUGAGGUGCGUCUCCAUAUGAUGUGUGCCAUCCACCCAAACAUCGUGCAAAUACAGGAGGUGUACGCCAACAGUGUCCAGUUCCCUCAUGAGUCCAGCUCCAGAGCGAGACUUCUGAUUGUUAUGGAGAUGAUGGAAGGUGGUGAGCUCUUUCACAGAAUCAGUCAGCACAGGCACUUUACUGAAAAGAUGGCCAGUCAGGUCACUAAACAGAUUAGUCAAGCGUUGGCACAUUGUCACUCCCUGAAUAUUGCACAUCGUGACCUGAAGCCAGAAAACCUGCUCUUCAAAGAUAAUUCUCUGGAUGCACCUGUGAAGUUAUGUGACUUUGGCUUUGCCAAAAUUGAUCAAGGGGACUUGAUGACCCCUCAGUUCACACCUUACUACGUAGCACCUCAGGUACUUGAGGCUCAAAGAAGACAUCAGAAGGAAAAGUCUGGAAUCAUACCUACCUCACCCACUCCUUACACAUAUAACAAGAGCUGUGACUUGUGGUCCCUCGGCGUGAUAAUCUACAUAAUGCUGUGCGGCUAUCCUCCGUUCUACUCCAAACACCACAGUCGCACCAUCCCAAAGGACAUGAGGAAGAAGAUCAUGACGGGCAGCUUUGACUUUCCUGAAGACGAGUGGAGCCAGAUCUCUGAAAUGGCCAAGGACAUCGUACGCAAGCUCCUGAAGGUAAAGCCAGAGGAGAGGCUGUGUAUCGAGGAAGUCCUGGCUCAUCCGUGGCUCAACUGCACCGAGGCCCUGGACCACGUGCUGCCAUCCCCACAGAUGAUGAUGGACAAGGCGGUAGUCGCAGGCAUCCAGCAGGCACAUGCAGAGCAGCUCGCCAACAUGAGAAUUCAGGAUCUGAAUGUCAGUCUGAAGCCUCUCAACUCUGUCAACAACCCAAUCCUCAGGAAGAGGAAGCUGCUCGGCUCCAAACCUACAGACGGUUUCUUCAUCAACGACCCAGAAAACGGAGGGGAGGACUCCAACGUAGCGCUUGAAAAAUUAAGAGACGUCAUUGCACAAUGUAUACUACCACAAGCUGGAGAAAAUGAGGACGAGAAGUUGAAUGAGGUAAUGCAUGAAGCCUGGAGGUUCAACAGAGACUGUAGGCUGCUGAGAGACGGUCUGCAUGGGCUCAACUGGGACGGGCGAGGCUUCUCUGAUAAAGUCGACCGAUUGAAGCUGGCAGAAAUCUUAAAACAGGCCAUUGAAGAGAAAACAAAUCUCCAAGAAUCUCAUUAGCAGACGCUCUCUUUCUAUCCUCUUUUUAUAUCGUUUAUUACAUAUUGUUUAUUAUGACCAUUUUUAACCCAUAGCUGUAAAAAAUAAUUGUUUUAUGUCAAAUGAUGUGCUGUUUUCAUAAAUUUAAUUAUAAGAUCUAUGGUUGAGAUGCUGUACAGCUGUAGAUGAAUUUCAGAAGAUUUGUUGGUACUAUCGUUUUGUUUUUUAAAAGGACAAUGGCAAAGAACAUUAAAAAAAACAAUAUAUUUUCAUUUUUUGCAAAAAAGAAAAAAGAAAAGAAAAAAAAACAAAGGAAAUCUGUGAAAGAAAUUAUUUUUUCGGAGGGAAUUUUUAUUAGCUGCUCAUCUAAGAUGUCAUGUUUUAUCCCAAUUAUUUCAUUAUAUUUGAACCAUUCUAAGAAUUUUAUUUAUUUAAACAAGAAAAUUCCAGUCUUUUAUACCUUUUUUUUCUUGUAGCUUGAAAGUGGCUCUAAACUUAGAAAAGCUGUCUAUGAUGUGACUUUGUUCUUCCACACACUCUGCCUACAGGUAACUACUCUGAUAUCAGUCUCUUUUUUUGUACAACUUUGUUUGGCUUUUGUAACGUUGAAGCCAAAGGAAAGAAAGUAAGUGUCAUAAAGCAGAAAAAAGAUGCAGCCUCAGAUUUUGUUUAUCUUGCUUCCACUCGUCUCUUAAUUUCUUGUGACCUUAUAUUCAUUUAAAACCAAUAUUGUUGUCUUUUUAUGUUGUAAAACAAAUUAUUUUACAUUUUUGAGUAAACUAUAGAUCUAAAAUGAAAACCAUCUGUGGCAUUAAAUGUUUGCCUUUUAUUGUGAAAGGUUGCUCUUAUCAAUACUUUAAAAAUGUUUGUCAUAUCAGGUCUAAAAAGAUGAUGUUUGCGUGUAGCUGCUGGUUUUGCUAACAGAUGGGUAAAUUUCCUUCUAAACCUGUUUGUUUUUUUUUAAUCCUAAAAAUCAUUUUAAUUUAAACCCGUCCUUGAGAAAUGUUCUACUUCAAAUGUCCUACGUCCAAAUUUUUAUUUGAAUUAUUUGAUCAGUAAAAUCUGGUUGCAUCUGCUGGAUUUCAGAUCUAACUUUUUUUUUUUUUCAAAGUAAGAGUUGAGAAAAUAAACACGAAAAAUGCCUUUUCUUUUCUUUUAUGGACAUAAAGUCUGAAAAUAUCAGUAGGAAAGUCUGGAAUUUAACUCUAUAAUUCUGCAUUCUACUUAGUCUGCAAUAAGGCAAUCAUUUAAUGUGUACUCGGCGUGUACAUUUGUACAAAAAUAUAUUUAUCCAUCUGUCAGUAUUAACGCCCCAGGCUUCAUUUCAGUUGUUUAACUACAAACUAACUUCUCAUCCCCACAUUUACGCUGUUUACCGUCAUGUCGUUAAUUGGACAUCUUUAUGACUUUGUUUUCUUUAAUGCUCUAAUCAUAACUUCGGUUAUUUCCAUAAAGAAGGGAAUAGUUUCUAGUUUAAACGAGGCCAUUGAUUAGCACUUUGGAUAUAAAUUUGUCUUUUGUUCACUACUCAAACUAAUGGUAAAUGCCUCUAUUGAUGGAGCCUUCUUUUGUUUGUUUACACUUUUUAUUAUUUUUAUUAAUCGUGUUUUUGACCCUAAUCAAACUGUAUUUUUAUUACGUCAUUUUGAAACAUUUCACUGGAUGGUAAACGAUCAUUACUGUCCAGUAAAAAAGGGUCUGCGAUGUAUUUUGAUUUUGUCUUUUUCACAUGAAUUGAAGGAUUGCGUGUCCGUCUUUAUUUCUGUUUUACUUUAACCCUUUUUAAAACUCAGCUUUUGACCACCGUGAUACGUUUAAAACAGGCACAAAGAAGAACUCUUCCUUUUGUAUGUCUGCAUUUUGAAUUAGGUUUGGCGUUAAACAAAGAUUACUAACAUGAUUCAGAGAUUGUUGCUUUUUUUUACUGUUUUAAAGUUGCCCUUAAAAGCUAAAAUGACAAAAGCUUGUGGUUGAAAAGGCCUUAAAAUGACAUGUAUGAAAUUGUAUUCAGUGCAGUGUGCCUUGUUGAAGGGCAGAAUUCAUUCAUUAUUUACUGUCCUGCUUUACUUGUUUUCAUUCCACUGAGACGGGGAUUUGUUACCCUUGAACAAAAACUAUAUCUAGUGAUAUAUGAUUAAAAUAUGACCUACUUUUCAAAGAUGUAAGUACGUUUUUCAGUUGAGAGAUGAAACUAAUUGGAAACUAAUCAGCUUGCAGUUUCUGUUAUUUAUAGCCUUUUAGCUUAGCUUUACAAUGACUGGAAUCUUGUCCAUUUUGCAUCCAAAUUUUUAUAGUUAAAAAAAACCCUCAGAUGUACAGGAGGAUAGUGUUGAAUUUUAUGUUCCCAUCUACAUCAUGAGCAAGCUGCCAGUUUUGUUUUAACCUACCACUGAAUUCCCCAGCAUCAAAGAGUUAUUAAAAUUAUGGCUAAAAAUAACCAAAUACACUGAAAGAAAUAGUCCAUCUAAUCAGGUCUUACAAACUUGUAUCCAGCCAAAAAGUGUUUUUGAUCUUGUUUUGAGACUGAUAGACUAAGGAAGAGCAGUGUGUUAAAUUAGAUCAUUUUUGCUUCAAAACGUUUUAUUUUUUGUCACGUUACACAAUUUUUAGGCUAUUUCAACAAUAUAUCAAAAUGUUCAGGUGCUUCAGAGGAUUCCAGCUAUGACUUUUGGAAUUUCAGAAAUUUAUGCUUAUGGAAAUUUUUAGCCUUUUUAGCCAUAAUGAAGAUUAAUGGGGCAGUCGUCUAAAAUCUUAAAUUAAACAUUUCCUGCAUUUUACACCCUUUUUUUUUUCUUCUUUGCUCAUUUUAUUUUAUUUUUUCUUUUUCUGGUGUCUACUUUUUUGCAGUUAUCCUCUUGAUUAAAUUUAUAGAGUUUUCAGCAGUUUUCUGUAAAUUAAGCUACGUUUUAGGUUUUAGCCUUUCAUUUAAAUUCACCUUGAUAUUUUAGCUACCUUCUUUCAGCUAAUUCAAACAUUUCUGAUUCUUUGUCUUAGGUUCAGCUUUUUUUAGCUACUUUUCUGCUAUUUUCAGCAUUUUUGGCUAUUUCACAACAAACCGCAAACUUUACUUUUUUUUUUUCAGCCAAAAUCUUUCAUCAUUAAGCGAUCUUAUUCGCCUGGAAAUUUCUUAUUUCAAGAAGUCUCAUCAAGUGCUCUUCUCUUCUUGCACUGGCAGAUUAUUUCACUUCAUUUGAGAAGAUUCGAACCAUAAUCUGGGGGUUUUAAACCUAUUUUUAGAUGACUAAUUUUUGCAGUGUAUUAGUGUUUGAGUAGCCUAAAGAACCAUUUGUUAACUGUUUGUUUACACACAUCCAUAAAUUCUCUUUUUUGUCCACCUUCUCCUCAAAACACACAGAUCUAAUUUCCCCUCUGCAGGUUAGAGAUAUUUUUGUACUUUGCAGGCAUGUAUUGUUAAUGUGCAUGUAGGGUACUGAUCAUCCCAACUGGAAGAAAAACAAGAAUCCCAAUUGAAACAUGCAGUCCUGCUGACAUUUACCUGCUGAUUCAGUGCUAAAGAGUUUUAUACCUCAUCUGUCCAACGUGUUUUGGGGUAAAAAAAAAAAAAACUGCACCAUCUUUAAUACCAGCUUACGACAAAUGAUUUUGUCAGUUGCUUCCGUUUCUUCUGCUGUAGAUGCACUGAUAAAGAGUUGAGGUGUAAAGAGGAAGAACUUAUUUCUGAUAAAGGAAAUGUUCCUGUUUACGUUGAAACAAACUGUUUAGAGCGUUCUGCUUUAUUCCUCUUUUCCUUUGGCGUGGCGGUUAUGUAGCAUGAAUCCUCCAAAAAAAAAAAAAAAACUUGCUGUAUUUUGUCUUUAUUACAUAUUUGUGCCCUUUCUGCCUUCUUGGAAUGUCAAUAUGCUGACUUUUUAAUAAAGCAGUUGUUUGAAUUUUCAA
Molecule: messenger RNA, 6167 nt
Organism: Austrofundulus limnaeus
Lineage: Eukaryota; Metazoa; Chordata; Actinopteri; Cyprinodontiformes; Rivulidae
Gene: mapkapk5
Product: MAPK activated protein kinase 5
Exons: 14
Coding region: 879-2291 (470 amino acids)
Biological process (GO): protein phosphorylation
Molecular function (GO): ATP binding; protein kinase activity
Source: RefSeq, a predicted model, not a curated record